Sebastes umbrosus (honeycomb rockfish) is the source of this 2572-nucleotide messenger RNA. Its product is annotated as polymeric immunoglobulin receptor-like. The coding region runs from base 59 to 1792 and encodes 577 amino acids. The record is from RefSeq and is a predicted model, not a curated record. NCBI's taxonomy places the organism in Eukaryota, Metazoa, Chordata, Actinopteri, Perciformes, Sebastidae. The transcript has 9 exons. Gene Ontology annotation, cellular component: plasma membrane. Gene Ontology annotation, molecular function: transmembrane signaling receptor activity.
GUUCACACCUUCGCACAGUGAGACCAUACUAGCUGUGGUUUCUGUUUCUUUGAAAACCAUGAAGAUGCGGAAGGUUCAAAACCUGCUGUUCAUCCUCUGCAUUAUUCUGAGUUGUGUGACAAGUGCAGUAGCGGAGAUCCAUGCUUCUGGACAUGAAGGGGGACAAGUUAAAGUUUCUUGUCCCUAUGGAGAGGGUUACGAGUCUUAUGAGAAGUACCUGUGCAAGAAUGUCUGUGGCAACGAUGAUGUUCUUAUUAAGACGACGGAAGCAAAUAAGAACAAAUACUCCAUCCAUGAUGACAAACAGAAACGAGUCUUCACAGCGACCAUCUCUGAUCUGAGUCGUACGGAUGCUGGGAAAUACUGGUGUGGGGUGACCAGGAAUGGAAAGGAUAUCUACACUGAAGUAAAGCUGGAAGUAGGCCAAGAUAGCUGUUGUGACGGAUCCACCAAAGUCCAAAGUCAUGAGGAGAGUUCGGUGUCCAUCAGUUGUCAGUAUGAGUCUAAGCACCAGAACGAUCUGAAGUACAUCUGCAGAGGAAACCAGCUCUCCACAUGUCUGGAGAAGGCGCUAAUCACCUCUGACAACACACAAAACGGACAGUUCAGACUCACAGAUGAAAAGAUGUUAAGGAAAUUCACGGUGACCAUUACCAGUUUGACCCAAAAUAAUUCUGGGCCGUAUCUUUGUGGUGUCCAUGGAAACACUGGCCUGGAUGUUUUCUCUGCUUUUGAGCUGGAAGUCAAAGAGUGGUGCUGUGUCAAGUCAAACAAACAGAGCGGCAUUGUGGGACGCCCGGUAACUCUGCAGUGUCCCUAUCCAUCACAACACAGGCAUAACAGGAAGUUCCUGUGUAAGGGAGACCACCGCAACAACUGCACAGACAUGGUGACCAGUCAAAGCAGGUUCAAGCUUCAAGAUGAUGAUUCUUCCGGCUCUUUCUUGGUGACGAUCAGAGAGAUGAAAGCAGGGGAUGCUGGGACGUACUGGUGUGGUUCAGACUCACAAUGGAGUACUGGAAACUACACCAAGAUUCAACUGUCAGUAGAGUGGUGCUGUGUGAAGUCAAACAAACUGAGUGGCAUUGUGGGACGCCCGGUAACUCUGCAGUGUCCCUAUCCACCACAACACAGCCAUAACAGGAAGUUCCUGUGUAAAGGAGACCACCGCCACAACUGCACAGACAUGGUGAUGAGUCAAAGCAGCAAGCUGCAAGAUGAUGUUUCUUCCGGCUCUUUCUUGGUGACAAUCAGAGAGCUGGAAGCAGGGGAUGCUGGGACGUACUGGUGUGGUUCAGACUCACAGUGGAGUGUUGGAAACUACACUAAGAUUCAACUGUCUGUAGUCUUUCCACAGCAGACCAGCACUGCGAUCUCUACCAUCACUGUGGUGGAACCUGUCAGAACACAAUCAACACCAAUCACUGGAAAACAGAUUGAAGAUGCAGCACCCUUUCAUCCUGUGGUUUUCAUUGUGCCCGCUGUGCUGCUCAUACUGACAUUUGCCCUGGUCAUGGUUUUUAAAUACAAAUGUUAUAAAGUGCGAGGAGCCGGAGCCAACGUGAACAGAAACAAAACCAAGGCAGCCAAAACAGAGGAAGUGGAAAGUGUAGCAGAUAUUUAUGAAAAUCAAGACGUAGCGCGCUCAAUGCAGGGGUCCUCCAAACCACAGAGCGCCUGUCAACACUACGAUGAUGCAGGUGAAACCCAACAAGAGCCUGUCUACCAAAACUACACCACAACAGAUGAUAUCUACUGUAAUCAAGUUACUAUUAAAGCCAAUAGGAAAUGAACAGCAUGCACAUCUGUGAUCAAACCUUGCAUUUUUGGGUCACAUCUGUACCCAAAUGAUCCGGUUUGUAUUGUCUCAAUUAACAGCUGACCAACACAUAUUUACAUACUGCUGUUGUCCAGUCAUUGUCUGACUGAAAACUAUCCAUUGCUUAAUUAAUUGUUUUAACUUUGAUUUUACACUCUUCCUUCUGCUUUUACACCCGUUAUGAUUGCUAAUUGUUAAUAACAUAUUGUGGAUAACCAUUUCAGCUAAAUACCAUCACCUAUAAUAAUUUGGAAGGCAAGUCCCCACAAUAUGACUCACACACACACAGCCGUGUACUUCUAUCUUUGUGAGGACACUCGUUGACAUGUAAUGCAUUCCCUAGCCCCUUACCCUAACCUUAACCUAAUUCUAACUUGAACCUUAAAACCAAGUCUGAACCCUCAAACAGGACUUUGAAGGUCUGUCCAAAGGUGAAGACCGGCCAAAAUGUCCUCACUUUCCAAAAAUGUCCUGACUCUGAAGGUCUAAACCUCAAAUUGGUCCUCGAAAAGAUAGCUGUACAAGCACACACACACACACACACACACAUUCUCUCUCUCUCAUACCGACUCCCUGGUCCUGCAUGGUGGUGGAGCUCUAAUGUUUUCUUGGCCUCUCUGUUCAUCCUGACACACACAAUGACAUGCACACAAUUCACUGGAUUAUUAUUCAGUUUUUGUAAGUUGUUGCAUUAAACUCAAGAUUUUUUUUUUUUAACCGCAUGUGGUUUGAAUAAACAGGAUUUGACAAUCA